This is a messenger RNA of Macrobrachium nipponense, 3668 nucleotides long. RefSeq lists its product as uncharacterized. NCBI's taxonomy places the organism in Eukaryota, Metazoa, Arthropoda, Malacostraca, Decapoda, Palaemonidae. The record is from RefSeq and is a predicted model, not a curated record. Bases 373 to 1914 code for a protein of 513 amino acids. The transcript is spliced from 7 exons.
AAGCUCUUCCCUUGCUCAGUGUGGCCCCAACUGUUCGUGGGAAAGGAGACCUCUUAGCAACGCCGUUUGUACUCCCGUUUUUGAAACCGUCCCUCCAGAGAAACCUGACUCUCAUUGUUCCAAUGCACUGGAUUGUGGUUCUUUGUUGAAACCGUCGGCGGCGAUAAUAUGUGUUCGAGGAAUGUUACCGAAUAGCGUUGUAGUGGUGUUGUUAACUGUAAAGAAGAUACUCCGCGCGGGGAUAAUAUUUAUAAGGCCUUCGUUUACUACCUGAGCGUUGAAAUCUCCAGCUGUCUAAUCAAGCUUGUUUGGUCGACGGUGUUGGAAGGUCUCGUCUAACAGGCUGGUGGAGUGUGGUUGCGUGACGUCACCAUGAUGACUUCGUGGAAGGCCGUCAUAUUAACAUUAUUAUGGGUGGGUACGUGGGCACAGAACUACCAGGGAGAGUUUGCCCUGGAGCGCCCAGAGAGCCAAGUGUCCAUCAGCCAGUUAGAAGUCAUGUGUGGCAAGGAUCACCUCACUGUCCAGUUGGCCUUCACUGCUCCGUUCCAGGGCCUGGUGUUCUCCAAGGGCCAAUACGGUCAACCAAACUGCAUGUACGUGGGACCGAGAUCAGGGGGCUCCACCUUCGAGUUCCAGAUCUAUUACGACGGCUGUGGCACCAAGCCCGACAUGGGAGGGAAGUUUUACGAGAAUACCAUCAUUAUCCAGUACGACGCAGAUCUCAUUGAGGUGUGGGAUGAAGCCAAGCGUCUCCGCUGUGAAUGGUACAAUGAUUAUGAGAAGACGGCCAGUAAGCCUCCCAUGGUCAUCGCCGACCUGGAAGUCGUUGAACUCAACUUUAGAGGUGACAACGUGGACUGUUGGAUGGAGAUCCAAGACGGCAAGGGACCUUGGGCCUCACCAGUUACUGGCAUUGUGCCCCUCGGUUCUACCCUGACUAUGGUCGUAGCCAUUAAUGACCAGGCUGGGGAAUUCGACAUGAGGGUGAAAUCUUGUGAGGCCUCAGAUGGUUCAAAUCAUCCUAUUUACCUGAGUGACGAGCACGGCUGUGUCCUCCGACCAAAAAUGAUUUCGAAAUUCAUGAAACUCAGGAACAAUGAUGGACGCGCUACCGUGCUGACAUAUGCACAUUUCCACGCCUUCAAGUUCCCGGAUUCCAUGUCUGUCCACAUCCGUUGCAAAGUCGAAAUCUGCCGUUUUGGUUGCCCCGAUCACUGUCAGAAGCCAACUGCUGGUAACCCUAUCGGCGAUUACAGUCAGCCACCUCAGUCACUCAGUGACAAUUAUGGGGCUCCCUCUGACACGUCACCACAGUAUCUUGAAGCUCCUAGUAACUUUGGCCAGAAAAAUCUAGGACGUACUCCGAAUCCACUGGGUAACAGGUCACCUUUCCCAGAAAGUGGCCCAGUCAUUAUCCCUAAUCAGCGCUCAGCGGAACUGUAUCUGAAUGGCUCUCCUCUUACGGGAGGGGAAUCCAUUGAGCUCCCCAAGUAUGCCGAAGAUUUCCCGUGGGGCCCACGAAAUCUACGCCGGCGUCGACGUCGUCAAGUGGUAUUAGACCGUCAGGCCAGGGAAGCGGACAUUGGUGUCACCACCAACUAUCAAGUUAUAUCCGAGGCUGAUCUGGAAUUCACCCCAGCCAAGGACGACAGUGUCACUGUUUUUAAAGGUCACAGAGAAGACGUCGUGUAUGGAGUGUGCCUCCCGGCUCCAGGAUUUUCAGCUCUGUUCGUUCUGCUUGCCAUGUGCACCGUGAUCUCUGUUCUAGUUGCCGGAUUCAUGUGCCACCACCGGCAGCUGCAGAAAGACUCUGCCGAGUCCCCAGCAGCCCCUCAUCCUCAUCAACAUCCAGUAACUGUCUUCAGCAUGGCACAGUUUAUCCGCGGUCAUCUCCCUGGGCAAACUCAGUGACCGUGAAUCGAGCAGGUUUUAGCUUCUUGUACAGUGUAAACUUGAGUCCAUGUUCAAAGGCUUCCACGCCAAAUCAAAGCAGUAUCAUUGUUCUUGUUAAGUUAAGUAUAUCUUAGUUUAACCAGACCACUGAGCUGACUAACAGCUCUCCUAGCCCUAGGGCUGGAACCGAAGGAUUAGAUAUUCUUACGUGGCUAGGAACCAAUUGGUUACCUAGCAACGGGACCUAAAGCUUAUUGUGGGAUCCGAACCACGUUAUAUCGAGAAAUGAAUUUCUAUCACUUGAAAUAAAUUCCUGAUUCCGCGUUGGCCGGGCCGAGAAUCGAACUUAGGACCACCGGAUUUGGUGUCCGAGUGCUAAAACCACUCGUCCAACGAGGAACUAUCAUUGUUCUUGUAAAUGCCAAUUGUUAGACACCUGACAUACUGAGGGAAGAGUGACAGGUUUGUUGUAGCUAGAAGAUAGAAGCUUAUUUUAAGUAAUAUCAAAGGAAAUCAAAUUUACAAGCUCAAAUGCCAAAUUUCUUUCAUGACGUAACUCUGAUAGACAGCCACACUAAUCAUUAGCGUAAACAUCAUUCUUUUCCUGUUUGGCGUAUGAAGUGCUUUACUACCAUGGUCUGUCACCUGUUAUACUGCACUGUAACAGAGUCACUAAGAUAUACGAUUAAACGUCCUUCUAACGCCAUCGCUCAUAGUUAAAGGGUCUCAUACAGUUGGUAUCAUAGAGGUAUACAAGAGACGAAGCUUUGGGAUGUCCUUACUGGGAUGUUGCCUUCUCUUUGAGACUCUUUGCCUAUUGGGCAAUAUUUCACGCUCUGUUGUAGUCUGGAUAUAAUUUAUAGAAACACGCUUCACUCUUGUAAAUAACACUCCCAGCUAAGCAGUUCCUUAAUCACCUCUAUUGGAUUUGAUGUAUGCAAAAGCUCUUUCCACAAGUUGAUCUUCGGGCAUUUUCGUCAUAAAUUAAGAUUUGUUGCGCAUUUACAAGUACUCAUUCAUCUUUUCGUCCCUUAUUGGUUCUCGUGAAAUUCAUGGGAAACGCAACUCCAGGCUUUGUGUGUUGGGUUGUUCAUACAUCCGAAAAAACCAAAGUAGAAUGUACAUACAUGCAAUUCGCUCGUCCAUUUCCGCAUCACUAGCAGAUAUGCUCAACAUGCAUAUAAUCUGACUGGUUACAGAAACGUUGUACACAAGGUCCAAAGCCUUGGUUUCACACUUGAUCAAUCUGUGGCUAUGGGAGCUUUGCAGGCAGUGGGCUAUACUUCUUCCCAUCUGACAUUAGCAAAUAGGUCUCCUGCUAGACUAACCUUCAAGACUGUGUUGUACAUUUCCUGCGUGUAAAUUUUUUAGUCGUUGCCUUCACUGAACUAAUUGCUCAGAUUUAACAUUUCCGUGAAAGUGUAUCUGUUAAUUAAGGUGAACCUUAUAUUAUAAGUGAAUGAGUGUGAUGCAGAGAGUCCAUUGCGCGGAGUGAUUUUUACAAAAACCGAGUUAAAAGUUGGAGCUCACAUGAUGUGAGGUUUGUUUGCACAUUAUUGCUCUCUUGUGGUCCACCUGAAUGACCUCUGGCCAUCUGUUGGUUGACCUUGUUUCUGCUUCCUCGACAUGGAAGUCCUUGAGAGGGGUCAUGACCCUGCUCUACAUGAAAGUUGAGGAGACUAUCCAGUUGGUAAACAGAACCUACGAACUUGAUUUUUCUGUGCUCUCUCUCUCUCUCUCUCUCUCUCUCUCUCUCUCUCUCUCUCUCUCUC